CUCCCUACAUAUACAUGUGCGGCGACGCUACUACGUACUACAUCACCUCACAGGGUCACCAGCUCCUACCUUCUUGCUGAACAAUCCAAGCUAGCUAGGCGUACGUGGUGAGCCGAUCGAUCGAGCAUGGCGUCCGCUACUGCAGCUGCCGCGGUUCCCCGCAUGAAGCUGGGCUCCCAGGGAAUGGAGGUCUCGGUGCAGGGGCUCGGCUGCAUGGGCAUGUCCGUCGCCUACGGUCCGCCCAAGCCCGACGCCGACAUGGUGGCGCUCAUCCACCACGCCGUCGCCGCCGGAGUCACCUUCCUCGACACCUCCGACGUCUACGGCCCGCACACCAACGAGAUCCUCCUCGGCAAGGCGCUGCAAGGCGGCGGCGUGAGGGAGAAGGUGGAUCUGGCCACCAAGUUCGGCGGCUUCUUGGGAGAGGAUGGGUGGAGUGUCCGCGGGGACCCGGCGUACGUGCGUGAGGCGUGCGAGGGCAGCCUCAAGCGGCUCGGCGUCGAUUGUAUUGAUCUCUACUGCCAGCACCGCGUAGACACCAGGGUGCCCAUCGAGGCCACGAUUGGCGAGCUCAAGAAACUAGUUGAAGAAAGAAAGAUAAAGUACAUCGGAUUAUCCGAAGCAUCUGCAGCAACGAUCAGAAGGGCGCAUGCCGUUCAUCCUAUCACUUCAGUUCAGAUGGAAUGGUCACUAUGGAGUAGAGACGUGGAACAAGACAUCAUUCCGACUUGCAGAGAACUUGGAAUAGGAAUUGUAUGUUACAGCCCACUUGGUAGAGGGUUCUUCUCUGUAGGAUCGAAAUUGGCCGACUCACUGUCAGAUGACGACUUCCGCAAGCUUUUACCUAGAUUUCAGCCAGAGAAUCUCGAGAAGAAUGCCCUGAUAUUUGAGAGUGUUAACGCAAUGGCAACAAGAAAAGGGUGCACACCAUCACAACUUGCAUUGGCAUGGGUUCAUCAUCAGGGGAGCGAUGUUUGCCCCAUACCGGGCACAACAAAAAUGGAGAAUUUCAAUCAGAAUGUGGGAGCACUGUCUGUGAAGCUCACACCAGAGGAGAUGGCCGAACUCGAGUCUUACGCUGCCACAGGUGAUGUCCAUGGUGACCGAUACCCUGAAAUGAUGAAUACUUGGAAGGAUUCUGAGACCCCUCCAUUGUCCUCUUGGAAAGUUGAGUGUUGAAUAAACUAGCUAGCUGUUGGUUUUCCAUAUAUUUUUUGUUUCAUGUUUAGCAGCGCACGAGCCCACGUAUUGUGUGGAUGCCGUCCGCGUCGAGUCAGGCAAUGGCAUGUGUGUCCAUGUCGCUGCCAUGCGUGCAACAUGGUCUAGCUGCACGACCGGUCCGUGGGAUGGCACAGAUCGUCCGGUUUGCGGCCUAAUAACUUGAGCACGACGUCUUCCUUAUGCAAAUAAAUUGAGAAAGAGAACGAGAGAAA
Messenger RNA from Aegilops tauschii subsp. strangulata, 1433 nucleotides. Its product is annotated as probable aldo-keto reductase 2. Gene Ontology annotation, cellular component: cytoplasm. NCBI's taxonomy places the organism in Eukaryota, Viridiplantae, Streptophyta, Magnoliopsida, Poales, Poaceae. The record is from RefSeq and is a predicted model, not a curated record.